CAUCGAUCAACUAUGAGUUUGUUGCACAUUUAGCGUUAGCAGGAGCAACCUGCCUUAUAUUUGCAGAGCUAGUAAGGCUAUGUGGAAAUGAUGUUCAGUAAUCAGGGCAUUCAACCCGUAACUGUUGUUUUUAACAACACGAAAAACUGCUUUCUUCACCUCUCCUCGAAGUUGACAUCGCAUCUCUCCCUGAAUGAGAACCAGGCUCUGGAGUUGUCCUGGGGCCAUGGAUCUUCAGUGUUCCUCAGCUGGACUCAGAACAGAACCUCCUCCAGUCUGGACAGCCAUAAAGUGGAGCUGUGUCGACAACUGGGAGAAAAGCUGGGCCUGAAAGACGGAGAGCAGGGUUUUCUGAGACCAUGUCACCAGGUCUCAUCAGUGCAUCAAGUGUUUGUGGAGCCUCUGUCAUCUGAUGACUGGGAAAUCUUGGAGCUCCACAGUGCCGCACUGGAGCAGCAGCUGUUGGAUCAGAUAAGAGUGGUUUUUCAGGAUGGUGUGUUUCCUGUGUGGGUGGACAGCCACACAGCCAUCUACAUCCAAAUAGCAUCCCUUUUGCCAUCUGUGCCCUAUGGUCGCCUGGAGCAGUUCACAGAACUAGUUGUCUCUCCUAAGAGCCGUGCUGGAACUGGCAACCUGAGUGGUCCUCCAGUUAGAACUGACGAGAAGCAGCAUUUUCACAGACAACAAAAUAUGGAUCUUUCCUCCCCCUCAGGACCAUCAUUGGAAAGUACAUCCCCAGUUCCUCAAAGCCACCAGUGGGGUGGCAUAGCUGACCUGAAGAGCCUGCUACGCUACAUGAUAAAGGGUACUUACGACCCGGUUAAAGAGCUUCCACCUGUACCCGAUGUCCCUGCCCUCCUCACUGACUCUAUCUACAGAGUGUGUGGUGCACCUCCAGCCUCUCUUUGCACUAUAAGCCAUGUUGCAACUGCCGUCAUUCACAUAUUUCCUCUGAGCCAUGGGUUGAAUGCUGGGUUAACUGGAGGUCAGCCUCCAGUGACUUAUGGCAUGCUGUCCAAAGUUCCCUCUCCUAAAGAAACAAGGGACCGAGCCAAGCAGGCCAUGGAGAAAAAGAGGAUUACAGGAGUUACUAAAGUUGAUUCUGUUGCGGAUGGAGGGGAGGAUAUGAAAGAAAAGGAAGCCAUGGUGGUCAGAGUGGUGUGUCAUGGUCCUGAGAAGCUGGCAGGCAAAGAAAGAAGUCGCAGCAAGGGAGAGAUCCAUAGUGGAAGAGUGUGGAUCCCUGAGCCCCUGGCCAUCAGGUUGAACAUCAUCCCACAUUCAACAGUUAGAAUUAAACAAGUCAAAUCAGCUAUUAAAGUAGCCUCCUCUAUUUGCUUACAGCCCCUAAUACCACUGCCUGAGGAGGAUGAUGAGGAGAUUCAGACAGCUUUCCUUGGUUGGCUGCACACUCAGAGUCAUGAACCUUUAGCCUGUCUGACUGCACGGUCUGGCAACAUCCUCCUACAUGGAACUGAUGCAAAGUUAGAGUUUGCUUUAACUGUGCUGAAACCAGAACCAGAGAGUGACCCUCCAGACCAGCUGUUUUUAUUAGCACCUGCUGUCAUCCAGAAGGAACACAUACAGGUAACCAGAGAGCCAGUGACCAUGCCAGCUGUGAAAUCUACAGCUGAAACACCCAAACCAGAGCUGCCCUCCCUCAGUGUUCUUGGUGGGAUCGAUGAGCUCAGUAGGACUGGAUUUGAGUUCAUCUCCCACAGCCUUCUGGGUAGCCCUCUCUCACGAGAACUUGGUACCACUGGACGGGGACUACAAGGAGGAGCUCUGCUCAUCACUGGUGCUAAGGGAAGUGGGAAGAGUACUCUAUCCCGAGCCCUCUGUGGAAAAGCUAGAGAACAUCUGGAUGCACAUGUGGAGGUGGUGGACUGCAAAAAACUUCAAGGCAAAAGGGCAGAAACAGUGAGACAGAUGCUGCAUGACAUUUUUGAACAGGCGGAAUGGAGGCAGCCUUCAGUCGUUCUACUUGAUGAUCUGGACUAUAUGACUGGGGCACCAACCUCACCUGAACAUGAGCAUGGUCCUGAGGCACUGCUGCAGCAGCACAUUGCUCAAAGUCUGAAGGAUGUGGUCGAUGAGGUGGUGGUUCACUCCAGCCUGGUGUGUCUGAUCAUCACCAGCCAGAGUGAGCAUUCCCUCCAUCCCUCCCUGACCGAGGUGCAGGGGUCCCACUUCAUCCAGGGCUUCGCACAGAUCCAGCCACCGGACCAGGCUCAAAGAGCAGAAAUCCUGCGCCAUCUGAUCCUCAGAAAAACCAGGCUCUCUGAGGAGACCUUACAGACUCUAGACCUGGCAGCUGUUGCCAAGGAGACAGAGGGAUACACGCCGCAAGACCUAGUACUACUUUUGGAGCGGGCCAUUCAUGCCAACACUGUACAAAGAGGUCACAGUGACCAGGGUGUGUGUCUGUCGUGGCGGGACUUCGUGCAGGCUCUCAAGGGAUUCACGCCUCCCUCGCUGUGGGGUGUCGACCUCCACACCCCAAGUGGAGUUGGGCUGGAGAGGGUGGGGGGCCUGAGGGAGGUGCGACAGCAAUUAAUGGACACUAUACUGCUCCCUGCUAAGUAUCCCAUCCUGUUCUCCAAUCUUCCAAUCCGCCAUCGCUCAGGAAUAUUGCUGUACGGAGCUCCUGGUACAGGGAAGACCCUGCUGGCCAGGGCUGUGGCCAAAGACAGUGGUAUGAACUUCAUCAGCAUCAAGGGACCUGAACUUCUGAGUAAGUACAUUGGAGCUAGUGAGCAGGGAGUCCGCGAUGUCUUCCAGAGGGCGCAAGCUGCCAAGCCGUGCAUCCUUUUCUUCGAUGAGUUUGACUCUCUGGCCCCCAGGAGGGGCCACGACAGCACAGGUGUCACUGACCGUGUGGUCAACCAGCUCCUCACCCAGCUGGAUGGGGUGGAGGGACUGCAGGGUGUAUAUGUGCUUGCAGCCACAAGCCGUCCAGAUCUGAUUGAUCCAGCCCUACUGAGACCUGGACGCCUGGACAAGUCCCUCUACUGUCCCCCUCCUGACCAGGAGGCUCGUUUGGAGAUCCUGAAGGCUCUGAGCACCGGCGUUGCCUUCUCUGCUGAUGUGGACCUGGAGCAGCUGGCAGUAGCGACGGAGCACUUCACCGGGGCAGACCUUAAGGCCCUGCUCUACAACGCCCAGCUGGAGGCUGUUCAUAGCAGCCUGGACUCUAGCACACAGCAUGAGCUGACCUCUGGCUCAGACAGCGACAUGAGUCUGUCCUCCAUGAUCUUCCCGAACAACAGCAGUGGCUCAGAUGAUUCGGUGGGGGAGGGAGACCCAGCCGUGGGGCUGGACCAGUCGAUGGUUCUCCUGGAGCCCAGUGAGCUUCAGGCGGACGACGAACAUCAUCGUAGCAACGUCUGGAGACUGUACUUUGGAAGUUCCUAUGAGUCGGAGUUGGGGAAUUCGCCGAUUUCAGGACUGAACUCCCAGUGUGUCUCUGGACCCAACUCCGUGACCCAUGACUUUACAAGGGCGUCAAUUCGUGACCCUGGCGGCUCACUCCCACCUGCCUACAUGUCCUCUCUCCAGAGCGGGUAUGAAGAGCUCGGCCCGGAGCAGCUGGAGCGCCUACAACAAGACAUUAGUAACAUCAAGAACAACUACAAAAGAACCAACGAGGACUAUGCCCGGGUACAUUCAGCCUCCAGCCAGCCAGGUCUGAUGCUGUGUCCGGCUCAUGUGAACUCCGCCCUGGCUGUGACCAGACCAUCUCUCGGCAAAGCCGACUGGAACAGAUACACAAAACUGUAUGAAGCGUUUGGCGGAACAGGAGACCGAAAAUCUCUUCACUCAGUCACAUUUAAACCUGGACAGCGUGUGACUUUAGCUUGAUCGGACAUGUUAGUUUGACACACCUAAUUUGUUAUUUCCAUGUUAAUAAAUAAAAGCUGUGAUGCAUUAAUAAUUUAACAAUCAUUGGAGUUUACCAGUUCCAGAGGUAUGAAAACAAUGUGAAUUAAUAUUUGUUUAAAUGUUUCAUACUGACUUGAUUUUGAAUUAAACAUUUAUCUACUUAAAAUGUAAUUACUGUACAUAUGUAUAAUGAGUAUAAGUUAUCUAAUUGUAAGAAUUAAACAUGAAAUCUUU
This is a messenger RNA of Morone saxatilis (striped sea-bass), 4113 nucleotides long. RefSeq names its product peroxisomal biogenesis factor 1 (gene pex1). The coding region runs from base 88 to 3858 and encodes 1256 amino acids. Gene Ontology annotation, cellular component: cytosol; peroxisomal membrane; peroxisome. The transcript has 24 exons. Lineage: Eukaryota; Metazoa; Chordata; Actinopteri; Moronidae. Gene Ontology annotation, molecular function: ATP binding; ATP hydrolysis activity. The record is from RefSeq and is a predicted model, not a curated record. Gene Ontology annotation, biological process: protein import into peroxisome matrix.